AUGGUGAUUGAGAACUUUGAGUCAUUGUCGUGUGGACACUUGAAUCACCCCGAGAUGAGUUCGUAUGAGGAAGAUAUCGAUAGGAUAUUGAAUGUGGAAAGUUUAUGGAAACUUGAUGUUCUUAAAUCUGAUUACAGAUCGGAUCCGGUCGGGAAUAAUCGGGUUAGCAAUGUUGAUGAGAGUGUUAAGGAUCUGUGUUGGUUUCGUAAUAGAGCUGGUGAUUCCUUUGCCCAGGUUUUGGGAUUUGAUUUAAGUUUCUUGGGAAAUAAUCCCCGUGACGACCCUGUUUACCCAGUCAACGGUAAGUCGGGUUGUUACAGUUCUACAUUUGAGAUCAAAUCAGGGCUUAUCCAUGUGUUGCCUACUUAUCAUGGUUCCAAUGGUGAAGAUCCAAACAAUUUUUUAUCUGAAUUCCAUGUGGUUUGUAGUAGUAUGAAGCCAACGACAGCUUCCGAUGAUGUUUUCAACCUUAGGGCAUUUCCUUUUGCAUUAAAAGAUGCCGCAAAAGAUUGGUUGUACUACUUAUCACCAGGUUGUAUCACUACUUGGACAGAUAUGAAAAGACCUUUUUUGGAGAAAUAUUUCCCAGCUUCUAAAGCAUCGACUUUGAAGAAGGAAAUUAGCAACAUAGAGCAAUGGUCAGAUGAGUCUUUUUAUGAAUAUUGGGAGAGAUUUAAGAGAUUGUGUGCAAGUUGUCCUUACCAUGGUUAUUCUGAUGAUGAUCUUAUUUUAUACUUUUAUAAUGGUCUUUUGAAUGAUGAAGUGCGAAUGGUGAAUGCAGCGAGUGGAGGUUCUUUCUUAAGAAAAACACCUACUGCCGCUAGGGAAUUGCUUGAAGAAUUAGCAGAGGGUUCAAGACAAUUUAGUAGAAGAGAAAAUCCAAGGAAAACAAGUCUUGAAGGUUCUAGCUCGUUCACAAGUUAGAGGACAAGGUGGAAGCUCUUACUUCAAUGAUGAGGGAUUUUAUGGUGAAGAACAAAACUCAACAAUUAAAAGUUUGUGGAAUAUGUUCUUUAGAUCAUGCCACUGACACAUGUCCACAACUUCAAGAGGAAACUUAUGAAGAAGCGAAAGUCAUGGGAUUUCAAGGUCAAAAUCAAAAUCUGCCAAGAAAGAAUGAUCCUUACCCCAACAGAUAUAAUCCUAGGUAUAAAGAUCAUCUAAAUUUUAGGUGGAGGCCACAAAUCCCAGCCCACCAUUUCAACAACAAAACCAUCCACCAUACCAACAACAAUUCCACCCAAGACCACAACAGCAGCAGCAACAACAACAACAACAACAUAAUUAUAGCGCUAACCCGAGUUCUAGUAUGACCACUGAAGAUAUGUUAAGGAUAUUGACUCAAAAUGUUUCAAAUAUGCAAACUCAGAUUGUUCAGAAUCAAGAGGAAACAAGGUAAAGCAUAAAAAAAUAUGAGAAACAAAUAGGCCAAAUCUCUGGAGCAGUUAGUAAGUUAGAAGCCAAGGAAUCAGAUCAGUUGCCUUCAUAAACAGAGCCAAAUCCUCGCCCCGAUGUGAGUGCCAUUACCCUAAGGAGUGGUAAGGAGUUAGUAAGUAAGGAGAAACCCUUGGUGAGUGAGAAGGAAAUUGAAGAAGAAGUUGUAGUUGAAGGCACAAGAAAAAGGAGAAAAACAAGAGGCAUUAACAUAAAAACCAUCAAUUCUAUAUGAGCCAAUUGCACCAUUUCCAGAAGCGUUAAAAGGAGGUCAAAAAUAUGACAAUGACAAGGAAAUUUAUGAUGUCUUCCGGAAAUGUGAAGUGAACAUUCCACUUUUAGAUGCUUUAAAGCAAAUCCCUUGGAAUGCAAAAUUCUUAAAAGAACUAUACACUACAAAGAGGAAGCAAAGAUUGAAGGAAAUACAAUAAGUGAAGGUGAGCGAGCAUGUCUCUGCCAUAUUUCAACAAAAACUUCCUCCAAAAUGUGGAGAUCCAGGAAACAAAACCAGAGCUUAAACAACUUCUUGACCAUUUGAAGUAUGUUUUUCUUGGAGAAAAUAAAACUCUUCCGGUGAUUAUUUCCAAUAAGCUAAAUGAUG
Messenger RNA from Amaranthus tricolor (Joseph's coat), 2035 nucleotides. RefSeq lists its product as uncharacterized. NCBI's taxonomy places the organism in Eukaryota, Viridiplantae, Streptophyta, Magnoliopsida, Caryophyllales, Amaranthaceae. The coding region runs from base 1 to 924 and encodes 307 amino acids. The transcript has 6 exons. The record is from RefSeq and is a predicted model, not a curated record.